UCUCUUGCCGACGCCACUGGCGUGACCCGGCCGGGGAGACGGGAGACGCGUCAGCCGCCGCCGCCGCCGCGCUGGGUGGGAGCGGAAGCCUGUCUGUGAGGGGAGCAGGAGCCAUGGGGGACGCGGCCUGCCGUUCCGAGGACGCCUGUUAGGGGGAGCGCCCUCGCCGCCGCCGCCGCCGCCGCCUCAGGAGAAGCCGAAGACGACCUCCCUCCCUCCCUCCUCCCCGCCCCGCUUGCUGGAGCCAUGGACAAAGCCGUCGGGGGCCAGGGAGCCCAGAGAGAGCAGUUCGGGUGACGGGAGCUUUCCAAGACCCGGCCGCAGAAGAGGAGCUGGGCUGCGGCUGCUGCUUGCUGCUGGAGCGUCCCUGGGCUUUUUUCUCCGGCUGCUCCCUUAGGACUUUCCUGGGCUUCCUCGGCGCGAAGCUGGCCAAAGAACGUGAAAUUGUCUGCUGAAGUGGAACCGUUCAUUCCGCAGAAGAAGGGGCCCGAUUCACUGGUGAUGCCAAUGGCGCUGCCUAAUGAUGGCGGGAACAUCAGUGGCGUUGAGGCCACUCCGAUUCCCAGCUACCUGAUUACAUGCUACCCCUUCGUUCAAGAAAACCAGUCCAACAGACAACUUCCACUGUACAAUAAUGACAUCAGGUGGCAGCAGCCAAACACAAACCCCGCCGGGCCGUAUCUGGCUUAUCCCAUUAUAUCUACUCAGCCACCAGUUUCCAGCGAGUAUACAUAUUACCAACUGAUGCCGGCACCUUGUACUCAAGUCAUGGGAUUCUAUCAUCCCUUCCCAACACCUUACUCUGCGCCCUUUCAGCCUGCAAGUGCCAUAAACACAGUCACAGCACAAUGCACGGAUCGUCCGGCCCAACCAAGCCAGGCCUUUCCGUUGUGUAGCCCCAGGAGCAGAAGUACCAGCAGAGGAUCGGUGGUGCAAAAACAGCCAUCUCAACCCCACAUAAAGAGCAAAAGGCCUCCAGUGAAAAGUGUUGCUAUCCAGAAGGAAACAAAUUCUUCGGGCCCAGAGAACAGACCCAAAAUUGUCCUAUUGGUGGAUGCUUGUCAGCAAACAGACUUCCCUUCAGAGAUUGCCAGCAAGUCCCUCUCGGAGAGUGUGAGUGGUCUGCACUGGAAGCCGAGGGGCCGGCGACGACGCGCCUCCCACCCUGCCGAGUCCUCGAGCGAGCAGGGGGCGAGCGAAGCCGAUAUUGAUAGUGACAGCGGCUAUUGCAGUCCCAAGCACAGCAACCAAGCAGGAGUAGUGACAUCCAGAAACGCUGAAUCGGCCGGAACAAACAUCAAAGAAUCAUCCAUACACCCAGUUGGUGCCAGCUGGGCGAGUGUCACUUCACAAGCCACUCAGAAGAAGCCUUGGAUAGAGAGAAACUCUUUCUGCAGAGGUGGACUGCAGCCUGAACAUCAGCAUGAUUCAGAGCCUGGUUUUAAAUAUAGAGGUCACAGCACAUCUUCCGAAAGGAAACAGAGUUUGCAGAAGAAAAUUGAGAAACCAGUAAUCACAAGCCAGUCAAACAAAGUAGAGCAGAGCCCUGCACUGCUAUAUUUUGGGGAUGAAGAAGAAUUCCCAGAGCUAAAUUGCGAUAGUGGACAUUCUAAAGUUAAUAACAUGCAGCUGAAGCAUGCACCCAAAAUGUUGGAUGGUCUUCCUGAAAAUUCUCCAAUCAACAUAGUACAGACUCCGAUUCCGAUCACCACCUCUGUUCCCAAAAGAGCCAAAAGUCAAAAGAAGAAAGCUCUCGCAGCAGCGUUGGCUACCGCCCAAGAAUAUUCUGAAAUCAGUAUGGAGCAGAGAAAGCUUCAGGAAGCCGUUUCAAAAGCAGCUGGGAAGAAGAGUAAAACUCCUGUGCAGUUAGACCUGGGGGACAUGCUGGCAGCGCUUGAAAAACAGCAGCAGGCAAUGAAGGCUCGGCAGAUCACAAACACCAGACCGCUCUCGUACACAGUUGGCAGUGCAGUCCCCUUUCACACCAAAGAAUCCGCCAGCCGAAAGUCCUUCUCCAAAGGGCAGCCAUUGGUGGGUUGUCUUAACCCUUUGGAUCCCACUAGCCCGAAAGUAAAACGAGGGAAAGAGAGAGAACUCUCAAAGUUGAAACGCCCUACAGCACUGAAAAAGAUUAUUUUGAAGGAGAGGGAAGAAAAGAAAGGACGUUUAUCAACCGAUCACAGCCUUUUGGGAGGUGAGGAGGAGGAGGAGGUGACUCUGACUUCCAACCAGGCGGAAGAACUAACAUCUCAAGAAGAAACUGGUCUGAGCGUGCCAAGUGACACCUCGCUCUCUCCAGCAAGCCAGAAUUCUCCCUAUUGCAUGACUCCCGUUUCCCAAGGCUCGCCUGCAAGUUCAGGGAUAGGAAGUCCCAUGGCAUCGUCAACUAUCACCAAAAUUCACAGCAAACGAUUCAGAGAGUACUGCAAUCAAGUUCUGAGUAAAGAAAUUGAUGAAUGUGUGACUCUCCUGUUACAAGAGCUUGUCAGCUUCCAAGAGCGAAUUUAUCAGAAGGAUCCUAUAAAAGCCAAAGCGAAGAGGAGACUUGUGAUGGGGCUGCGGGAGGUUACCAAGCACAUGAAGUUAAGCAAGAUCAAGUGUGUCAUUAUUUCUCCCAACUGUGAGAAGAUUCAAUCCAAAGGUGGACUAGACGAAGCUUUGUAUAACGUGAUCGCCAUGGCUCGGGAACAAGAAAUCCCUUUUGUCUUUGCCCUCGGACGCAAAGCGCUUGGCCGCUGUGUGAACAAGUUAGUUCCUGUCAGCGUGGUGGGCAUCUUCAAUUUUUCAGGCGCUGAGAACCUCUUUAACAAACUGGUCUCUCUGACGGAAGAGGCCAGGAAAGCCUACCGAGAUAUGGUUUCAGCCAUGGAGCAAGAGCAGGAGGAGGCCUUGAAGAACAUCAAGAAGGUGCCCCACCACAUGGGGCAUUCCCGGAACCCUUCGGCAGCCAGCGCCAUUUCGUUCUGCAGCGUGAUUUCAGAGCCAAUUUCAGAGGUGAACGAGAAGGAGUAUGAAACCAAUUGGAGGAACAUGGUGGAAACCUCAGAUGGUUUGGAAGCCUCUGAAAACGAAAGAGAAGCGGCGUGCAAGGUUGUUGCAGCUUCCGAAAAACCUGGCAAGCCUAAUGCUGCUGCCGGUAAGCCUUUGUCUCUAGCCGCUGUUGGCCUCGUCACGGUGGCCUCCCCCGGUAAACCACUAAGUGGGAAGGAGGAAGUGAAGCCAGAUGACAACCUGGAGUGGGCCUCCCAGCAAAGCACAGACACCGGGUCUUUAGAUGGCAGCUGCCGGGACAUUUUGAAUUCUUCCAUGACCAGUACAACCAGUACUCUAGUGCCAGGGAUGCUUGAAGAAGACGAGGAGGAGGAAGAGGAGGAGGAGGAGGAAGAGGACUACGCUCACGAACCCAUCUCGGAGGAAGUUCAGCUCAACAGCAGAAUUGAAUCGUGGGUCUCGGAGACUCAACGGACUAUGGAAACCCUUCAGCUUGGAAAGACCCUCAGCGGGGCAGAAGACGAGAACGCGGAGCAGAGCGAGGAGGAGGAAGAGGAGGAGGAGGAAGCAGAAGCACAAGCGCCCGAGCAAGCAGAGUUGGUUCUUGACAACGAGGAAUGGACAUUAGACAAGACUACGAGUAAAGGCCAACAGAAACCGAAUACCUGCACCCCCACCGACACAAAACACACAGACUCGAGUUAUAUACCGUGAACUUUAAGUCCAGACUCAGGAAACUUCUUACUAUUUAAAAACAAAAAGAAAAGAAAAACUAAUUGUUGUAAGGAUUGCAGCCAUUGCUUUGUGUGCUUCAUCUCGGCAUUUUUGCACUGUGUAACAUUUAAUACCUGUAUUUAAUUCACCUUUUUUUUUGUAGCCAUCUUCGUUACUUCUCCACCGAGACCUAGACGUGUGCAUGUGUGAUUAAUAUUUAUAUCUUUUCUUAGAACAGGCUAUGUGCGUUAAACGGUCAUCUCUUUUCGUAUGAGGAAACUCUUUGCACCUGACCAUUUUUAAGGCAAAACUCUUCUUAAACUGAAAAAAAGGAAAAAAAAAAUCUUACAUAUUUUUCAAGCGUUGACAGUAUUGACCAAUGUUGGCUUUGCCGUGAACUUCUUUGGGAGGUAUUUGGCUACUGAGUACCUAACAUUAAGCCAGAGCGAUGUCUUGUUUUUCGUUUCUGCUCAGACUGUUAAAGUGACAGAAUGAAAACGUCUUCUAAGAAAAAGGGCUAGAACAGUGUUUCCCAAACUUGACAAUUUUAAGGCAUGUGGACUUCAACUCCCAGAAUUCCACAUGCCUUAAAAUUGUCAAGUUUGGGAAACACUGGGCUAGAAAGAUGCAUACUAACCAGUCACUGAAUCCGUGCACCUCCUUAUUAGUAUUUUUAGGAUAUUUAAGUAAUAACACUCCUGAAGGACUGGUUUUCAAUUGGCUAAAACCAUUUUGGCUGGCUCCUUUGGUGAAACAUCUCCCAGCAGGUACUUUGGUAAUGACGUAUCUGUUUACUUUCCAACUGACAUUGUCCACGUUAUCACUUUGCCCACAAGCCGACUGCCAAAAGGGACUCAUUAAUCACCACAAGCUUUCUUUACUUGGUUUUCUUAAUUUCCACUCUGAUUCAGCACGCCGUGUUCUGCUUCUUAAUGCUUUCGCUGAUCUCAGGAAUGUUACGACGAGUUCAUACAUGCCGUGUAAAUAGAAAAAAAAAAAAAAAGAAUCGGUUAUCGACCAUUUAGCAUAAAAUGAAAUAGGAAGCGUGAGAGAAGGGAAAGGAAAGUUGGUGUUUGGAUCAGCUUACUUGUUCCUUGGAGGUUGACCUCAAUGAGAAGGUGGACUCUUUGGUCUUCUAACAGCGUACCCUUUUGGAAGUAAAUUUUCUUAAAUGUGAGAGGUAGAAGUGGCUUUAUGGCAAGGAAGUAUCCUUCGUCUUGUGGAAUGUCAGAGCGGGUGAGAGAGAAAUUGUUUUUAAUGGCUUGCUUAUGUCUCGCAUGCCUGUUCUGAGUUUUCUAGCGCUCAUUUCACCAAACCAAGUUGCAUCAGGUGGGGAGGGAGGGAGGAGGGCAGGGUGGGACAGUGGCGGUUUGAGGUGGUGCAAGAAGACAAGCUUUAUGAAAAUAGGGACAUCCCCAGCGUUGUAAAAUAUUGCAUAGGUCAGUAUGCUCUCUUUAGUUUGGGACCAAUAACGAUCACAUUUGAAGCUAGUAACUUUAUUUCUAAUACGAAAAACCAGAUGAACUGUUUCACCAUUUUGUGUGUGGUUGCCUAGUGUGAGGAGCGUAGCAGAAAAGACAGUUUGAAUAAAUAGCUCUUGUAUAUGGAAUUAGGAGAGGAUGAAUAGGAAAGGGACUGGUGGCUACUAGUAACCUUGCCGAUUGUCCACAGGUGGAAACGUCUUCCUUUCAAAGUGCUGAUCAACCAAAAUGACUCGUUCAAUAGAUAUUGUCUUAAACAUCUCGUCUCCUUUUCCAGGACCUGGUUUGUCCCUUGCCAGUUUGCAUAAAACCCAGUAGAUAAGCACACACACAAGAGCUCUUUCCAUUGUUCUCUCUUUCCAAUUCAGGCCAGGCAUUCCGGUGUAUCUCGGUUGGAACGUCGCGUGUGACUGUGCUAAGUCUUCAAACUGCAGCAGAUCUCUUUUAAGACAAAUAGCGUAUCAUUGGUGGAAGCCAUACUUUACAAAGUGUUCGUCCUGGAGGCCCUAAGAGCCAAGUUGAGAAUAGAAUGUGUCUAUGAAUUGUAUUAGAUUGUACUCCGUGUUCAACGUGCUUUUUUGCGAUGCAGUGCGGUAUUAACAUUUCUGUUCGUCCCUUUUGUCCCUAGUCCGUGAUGUUUCUUCUCCGUAAGUUAACGUCCAUACCGGCAGAAAUGGAUCCUUGUUAUAAACAGGGACGGUCCAUUUCUGCAGUUUUAUUGGGCCCAGCUCAGCAAUGUUUCCUCUUCCUUAAAAUCAGUUUAAUUAAUUUCACUAGAGUGAAUAGCAAAAGGGGGAUUUCUGGGGUGGGAUGCGGUGCGUGUGACACGUCUGAUGGGUAGAGGAAAUAGUCCUAAGCACUUCCAGUAUUUGCAUAAAAAGAGAAGCCACAAAGUAUUGAGGGAACACAAGGUGGGCUGAUGCACCGAAAUCUAUGGUGGGCCAAAUAAUAAGAAAGCGGGGUCUGUAGGCUAAUUGUAACAUGUAUGUGUUUAUCCUAACAAAGUUGAUUACAGUACUUGUACCCCUCCCCUGUUACACCCUCUUCCCCAGCUUACGUUUUAAAUGGCAUGUUUUUACAAACCUUUUGACAUUUGAUCAGUGAUUGGUGUAGUGUUUGAUUGGCUGUUUGGGUUUAUUUAUUAUUUCUUUUUUUUAAAAAAGGAAGAGAUCCUUUUGAAUGAUGCACUCAUAUGUAUUCUGAACACAUCACUAGGGAAUACCUUAGAUUCUUCUUUGGGUGGACCUAUGCAGUGUAGCUAAAUCCAAUUGUCAACUGGAAGCUCUUAAAUUUUAAUGGCACGGGGAGGGUGAGGGGGAGGGUGACAAAAAAGAAGUCUCGUUUGAAAAGCUGCUGUCUAUUGAAAUUGUGGUAAUGUGUGUGUGUGUUUGUGUGCGUGUAUGUGUGAGAAAUUGUGCCAAUUAAUCAAGAUGCUCAGUCAAUUUACCAGAUUUUAAUCACUAACGGAACACUUUUUUUAAAAAAGCCAUAAAUGGAAACUGUACAGCUCGGUGCCCAGUUCAGUCCUACACACAGAAUAAACCUUAAAACAAUAAUUUGGGGAAAAAAAGUAGUAUAAGGGGCACAGCCUAAUUAAUGUUUAUAUGUGAUUAAUGUACUUUUAAAGACUGUACUUAGGUAAUGCCUCUUAAUCUUUGAUACCUGUACACUAAAUAUCAGUAACAUCUAAAAGUUUAAAUUGGAAGGAAAAAUCGUAAUGAAAUUACUUCACGAACAUGUUCUGUCUCUGUUCUCCUUUUUAUGAAGGAUUGUUCUGUCUACCAUACUUUUUUGGAAUAAUAACAGCUUUUGCACUAUGUAAAUACUAGUGGGGGAUCUUCCACAGUGAAAUAAAGAUGAUUAUAAGAA
Molecule: messenger RNA, 7055 nt
Organism: Crotalus tigris (Tiger rattlesnake)
Lineage: Eukaryota; Metazoa; Chordata; Lepidosauria; Squamata; Viperidae
Gene: SECISBP2L
Product: SECIS binding protein 2 like
Exons: 19
Coding region: 502-3705 (1067 amino acids)
Biological process (GO): selenocysteine incorporation
Cellular component (GO): ribonucleoprotein complex
Molecular function (GO): mRNA 3'-UTR binding; selenocysteine insertion sequence binding; ribonucleoprotein complex binding
Source: RefSeq, a predicted model, not a curated record